UUGUAGCCUGCCCACCUCUGUUGACUGUGUGUGUGUGUGAUCAGGAUACAAUCUGCCGUGUUUUUCCCCCACCCACUCUCACACACUCCCGUUAUUUCAGGAGCCUGUUAGGUGAUAUUCGACUUUACCUGUCCGGGUUGCAUACCUGAGCGGACUCACCUGUCCCGACGCCGACAUACGUUUUAGCUUUUGUUCAUCCCGAGCUGGAGAGAAGAUCAGGUUAAGAGAAAGAAAGGUGUGGGGAAGAAAGCAGGUAAAAGCGGCGUACAGCUUGCGAAACGAGAAGAAAAGGUGCAAGGAAGAAGGAGGAGAAGAGACCGACACCUUCCAUUUUUUCCCUUCCAACUUUGGAGUUUCCUGCUUUGUGACUUUUAGUUGACUUCACGUCGAGCUAAGUCGCUUCUCCACCAACCUCCAUAAAGGAUCGGGUAUUAAUUGAACAUGCCGAGGGCUUUUCUGGUGAAAAAGGCGAAUAUAUCGCCGGGAAAGCGGAACUGGAGUGAACUACCUGAUCAUGAGCGAGGGGACGUCUACAUCCCAGUCUCCAUCUUCCCUCCAUCCGUCCUGAUGAUGGAAGCCGAAGCCAGCCCUGCGGAGACGACGCCGCUCUGCCUCACCAAACCGUCUCUCUCUGACACACAAACACACGCCGAACUGCCGUCCAGCACGAUGCUGGGCCGACCACAGAGCCCGCCGGCUUCACCGGAGGAGAGGUCUGAGGUGAGAAGGAGAACGCAGGGUGGCCCUACAUACAUCCGAUCCAAAAUCAAGGUAACUACAGGCGAGUUACUGCCCGUUCCUUCUUCUCUCCCCCCCUCUCUUCCUGCCAUCUCCACCCCGCCAACGCCACAUGCCACCGUGAUGCCGGUUGCUGUGACGACAACUCCUGCGCCCGUGGAAGCGGUCUCCAUGGUGACCAGAUCAACAGGUCAAAGUCAAAGUUUGUCAACUGGGACGACGACGGGGACGCUUUCAUGCCAGGUUUGCCAGAAGACCUUCCACUACCAACGUAUGUUAAACAGACACAUGAAGUGUCACAACGAGACCAAGAGACACCCGUGCAGCUUCUGCGGCAAAGGCUUCAACGACACCUUUGACCUCAAGAGACACGUGCGCACACAUACAGGAGUCCGUCCUUACAAGUGCACCCUCUGCGAAAAGGCCUUCACCCAGCGCUGCUCCCUGGAGUCCCACAUGAAGAAGAUCCACAGCGUCACCCAGAAGUACGCCUAUAAGGAGCGGCGCAACAAGCUGUACGUCUGCGAGGAGUGCGGCCACACAGCGGGAACGCAGGACGAGCUGCUGAUCCACCUCCACACUCUUCACCCCAACAGUCACCUGUUGAAGGGGAAGGCUGCAAGGAGAGCAGCAGGAGGAGGAGGAGCAGAGGGAGGGUCAGUCGGAGGAUCGACGCCAGGCUCUCCUCAAGGAGCUGAUAGUGAUGACGCCACCGGAUCAGGAGAGCAGUAGGUGUGAGGGAAGCCUGGAAGAUCAUUAGAACGACAAACUCAGGGGAGAUGGAUAAAGGAUAGAUGGAUAUGUUGACGGAUGGACAUGGAAAAGUGACUCAACAUAGGCGGAUGACAGAUCGCUGUGGGGAAAGUUAGUGUGUGUGUGUGUGUGUGUGUGUGGAUUUGGGUAUCUGUACAUAACGCGGCUAAAAUGAAAUAAUGCACCAACAAAGCCAAGUCUGAUUUUACCGAUAUGUCUUUUUACAUUGGAUUGUGAUGUGAUUAAGCUGAUAAACAUGUCUGACAAUACCAACAUAUCAUUCUUCAUGUGAAUAUUACCUGUCUGCUCUUCUGUACGGUGUACGGAGUUUUUCUAUGAAAAAACGUACUUUUGUUUAUUAAAGGGAGUAAUAUAUUAAACAAAAA
Molecule: messenger RNA, 1877 nt
Organism: Micropterus salmoides (largemouth bass)
Lineage: Eukaryota; Metazoa; Chordata; Actinopteri; Centrarchiformes; Centrarchidae
Gene: ovol1a
Product: ovo-like zinc finger 1a
Exons: 5
Coding region: 442-1470 (342 amino acids)
Biological process (GO): regulation of transcription by RNA polymerase II; epidermal cell differentiation
Cellular component (GO): nucleus
Molecular function (GO): DNA-binding transcription factor activity, RNA polymerase II-specific; RNA polymerase II cis-regulatory region sequence-specific DNA binding
Source: RefSeq, a predicted model, not a curated record